Molecule: messenger RNA, 3931 nt
Organism: Haliotis rubra (blacklip abalone)
Lineage: Eukaryota; Metazoa; Mollusca; Gastropoda; Lepetellida; Haliotidae
Product: protein CFAP20DC-like
Exons: 21
Coding region: 473-3196 (907 amino acids)
Source: RefSeq, a predicted model, not a curated record
UUGGCUGUAGCAACAAAUAUGGCGGACGACGCAAGAGAUCAGUCAACUUUAAAGAUUUAAGGUCAAUACUUCAUUUACUAUUGGUUCAUUCGUCUUGUCAACCACAUUUCCGUUUGCAUUAAUACUGAGACAAAUCUUUAACCAUGGAAAAAGGCUAAUCCGUACAAUUACGAAGAUAAUUAACUUUGAUGGACCUCAGAGGGUAGCGUUCCCUCAUUCUUUGGUUGGGCUGUUGACAAGUGUACAGCAGACGGAUUGAUGUGAACACUAGGUUCGAUGUAUCACUUGGUAUAACACUACAACACACAAAACAACACACUGAAGUUGAUGAAACCUACAUGAAAAGAGUUUAAGAUUUUAGACAGACCAUGGGAAGAGAACCUAUUUGGACACCUGGAGGUGAACAGUUUCCCAAUGAACGACUGAAUUGUAUAAGUAUUGCUACAGGAAACUGAAGACCUUUACAAGCACCAUGUUCAGGCAUGACUUUCAGGGUGGUCCAUACUUUGAAAUCUUCAGCGCUCAGGGCAAAGAUUCCACAUCUCACUGGAAGCUGCAGAAUGGGACAGGAAUCAAGAAGCUUUAUGAAAAGGAGGUUAAAGGUUAUGUGUACACGCUGGAAGGCACCUCGGCUACCACCCGGAUACAGCUGCCGAGGGACUCGAGACAUUCAUUGACGCUGAUUCAGCGCUACCUUGUAUUACAGCUGUACUUGGUAAAGGGACAAGAAUUCUCCAUAGAGCUUGGUGUGACGGACAUGCACAACAAUAAACGCCGGAUCCAAAUGUCUACCUCACAGAAGGAGACACAAGUCACGCCACUACAUGCACGGAUCCCACUCAAUGUGGUCCGGAAAGCUGUGUGGUUGAACCUGUGUCUGGAUCUGGUGUCACUUGUGGGCGAGACAUGGAAGGGAGAGACAUACCGAGCCAUAGAGGCAGUCGCAAUCUCAGCCAACUGUAAACUGAAGCGAGUGUUUACAAUGAAGGUUCAGCCCCCUGACACAACGGAUGAUGAUGAACUAUAUGGGUGCAGCAGCAGUAACCCUGGUGAGGUGGAUCCCAUCCCGAAACAUUGUCAGCUGCCCACAGAUGUCCCACAGUGUACACAGGUUUUAACUCUCAACAAGAUCAAGCAUGGUGAGAGACUGAGAGAGGGCAGUGGAGGGUUGAGCAGACCUGUGUCGACACUUAACCUAGACUCCAGCCUCAACAGCCAGAGGUCCUACCACAUUGCGUUUGGCUCCAAGGUUCCGACUGAGGCCGAUACCAGCAGGAAGUCAGCCAGACAGGGUAACUUCACAAACAGGAGCAUGAGGUCGACAUCUUCAAGGCUGGACGAUGGUUAUGGAACAGGCUCCUAUUUAGACCUGUCUGGGAGCUCCACAAGUCGGAACGGUCUACUGUCCACCCGAGAGCCACAGAGAGAUUCCUCUGCAGGGAGCAACACCAGUCAACCGCGGAGUGGCAAGGCCAAGUCUGAACCAGCUCUCGUGGAUGAAAAUGACAAUCAAAAUUAUAGCCAGAAAGGAGUGAAAGAGGGCCCUAUCGUGACCCCCCACCCUCCCAGAGAGCCGUCAUCUGACCGAAGGAGACGGAGACCGAGGGUGAAGAAUGUUGACACUAAAGAGAGACAGUCCAGUGCUGGCUCCGUCAAAGGACCAACACCACUGACCUCUACACCCACAGCGGUGACCGCGACACAUCCGAUUUCUCAUCAGGGGGAGGCCGCCACAGUGUGGAGCAGUACAUCAAAGCGAGAAGUGAUUGGUCAGUCGGUCAGCCUCAGUGGGGCUGUAGACAAGUCUGACCAUCGUCGUCGGGAGUUUCCAAGUUUACAGGGAUCUAGAGUGGUGAAGAACCCUCUGAGGUCGUCACAGGACAGAGGGGUUGGUCCUGACGUCCCAGAGAUACAGACACCAAGAGAGUCCAGGUCAGUGGAUGGGGACGAGUCUAUCAGCGAGGUGAUCGGCCUUCUGCAUUCGGAUGUGCGGCGUGGUCUACAGGCAGAAGAUGACAGCAGUAAUGACGCCGAGUCCAAUGAGUCCGAGGCCAGGUCCUACGAGUCCAGUGAGGAGGAUUCAUCAGACCACAACCAUCUCCAUGUGUUUUCGGUUGCUCCAACAACUGCACCACACAGGAACAUGUCUCCUAACACAGCAGAACUUGAUGCCAAACAGUCCAAGAAGGCCAGACCCCAAAGAUCCAACCCCAGGUCAGCCCUGGAUUCUCUCUCUGCCCGUGGUGCAAGACUAGAGGACGACUUCGUGAAUGACAUGUCUAGCACUGAUGAGGAGACAACUCCAUCUAGACACAGAAAACCAGGGUCUAGACCUCACAGUGGCAGUUCACGCCCUCAUAGUGGGACGUCCAGUACGUCGAGUCCCAAAACACGGGAUCAGAGAGGAGGGUCUGGGGGCAAACGUGGGGAUAGUGGUGGGCGGGCACGAACAGUUGAUACAACGCCAAAAGUUUCCAGCAUUAGCCCCGAGCAGCGAGGGCAGUUUAACCCUGCAUUAUAUGCCGACCAGAAUGGAGGACUGCACGGCAAUGUGAUAUCCAGGAUGAGUCUCAAGAAUCUUGUACAGAUACCCAGUAAUGAUGCCAGAAUCUCAAAUGCCAAUCCUUCCUCACGCCAGUACGAUUUCACCAAAUACCAGAUGGCCGAUGUGACCGACUCCUUCGAGGCCCAGAUGUUCCUGAGUAUGAAGAGACAGCAGGAGGAGGAGGAAGCACCUGAUUCCCCGAGGAAAGACCUGAACACCUUCAACCGGAGCCCUCGACGCUCCCACCAUGAUCACAUCGCUCCACAGAUGUACUCCGAGUCACCAACAACGACCAGUGAUGACGACACCAGCUUCAGCACAUGGAAAGCACCGAUCCACCAGAUGCCACACAACUACCAAGAUGAAAUGAAAUCACGGCUCAGCAGUGACACCCUAACUUCAUCAAACCCAAGAGACUGGAGUGGAGUGUACAGUCCCCCGAUUGUCCUGCCUGGCGACCUGAACCACACCGGCCACAUGGUGGAGGAGAUCCCCGAGUCUCACAACAUAGAUUCUAGUGGUCCCCAGUCAACAGGCGAAGACACAGACGAUGAUAAGGUGAACCUCCUGUUUGACCCCAGUCUCAACUGUUACUAUGACCCGGUCACACGGAAGUAUUAUGAACUGAAAGGCACACCGGGGAUAGGCUGAGCCAAUCCCUAGCAUUCCAGUGUCUUCAGUUGCCAUAACGACAAUAUUCCACUUCCUGAGUGUGAAAUACCACACCACAAAGUAUUUCGGAUCUGUGUGUGUUUGAACUGCAUUUCCAACUCCCUGAGAAGUAUGCAACCAGAACGAUACCAUGCAUAUUUUCUUACAGUUUGUAGAGACAAGUGACUGAGUAUUUUGAAUGCAGCCCCAGAUUGUUAAUUAUUAUACUGUGUGACAUAUUUGGGGAGUACCCUUAUAAGUACAUCUACCUUUGAAAACAAAAAGUUGCCUUUAGUAAGAUACCUGUAGCUCUUCAAUAAUUUCCUGUCAGGUUUAUGAAUAAGUUAUCAACAUGAUCAGAAGUUUAGACUACCGGGUAGUUAAUAUAUAGUGGAGUAGGUAGUCUGUGCACUUAACACAUGGAAUAAAAUUGUUUGAUAUUACUGGACAGAUUCCAUCCAUGAUGUAAGUAUCUUGACAGUUACUGUGAUAUUUAUUCCAUGACUUGUACAUUCAAAAUAUUUCCUGUUAUCAGAAUAAUCUCUCUUGGUGUUUUACUACCACCAAGUGGACAAGGUAUUUGUAUAGCAACCAGAUAUAUUUUGUUGUUACUGUAUACAGUGUAUUGACAUGUUACAGGGACUGGAGUGUCAGGGUUAGGAAUUAAGAUACCUUCCUUGAUCAGUUAUUUUUGUAAUUAUGUAAAUUGUACAUAUAAAAUAGAGAUUGAUUGAU